Anisakis simplex (herring worm) is the source of this 789-nucleotide messenger RNA. The record is from the annotation of a GenBank genome assembly. NCBI's taxonomy places the organism in Eukaryota, Metazoa, Nematoda, Chromadorea, Rhabditida, Anisakidae.
AUGGAGACUGCAUCAGCGCAGGAUGGCAGUCAUCUUCUAAUGCACAUGGAACCUCCUCAGAAAGCGCCAUCGAACGACAACGAUCCAUUGAAUGCGAUUCAGUAUUCAUCAGCAAAUAAUUCUGUCAGCGAGACGAUCAAAGAUGAAAUUGAAAAAAUACCGAAUGGAAAUAUAGUGAAAGAGUCGAAUGACAUUAACAACUCCGAUAAAAUUUCAUCAAAUUCACAUCCAACUGCACCCAUCUCCGAGCCAUCACCAAUAGAAAUUGAACAAAAAGUGCUUACGGAUAUUGAGAAGACAUCCAUUUUUGCCAACGAAUCACUAGAUCAUCCACAAGAACUGACUGAAUCCUCUGCGGAAAAUGCUAAAACCGAAAUCCAGACAACGCAAUCAGACUUACCACCAAACGAUUCNGAUUCGGACCAAAUGAUCAAAGAGGAAUCAGUCGCAAAACAGCCGGAAAAAUCUCCCGAAAAGUCUUCUGCUGAUAUUGUCACUCCACCGAAAUCAACAUCAGCCACUGAGACCGCAAAGCAUCCAGCAUCUAGCAAUAGCGCAACAAAGCCGUCGCCACGGGUACCGUCAGCACCUAAAGGAAGACCAACGAGUGGUAGAACUUCAACUGCGACAAAGUCAACUCCUAGAACUCCGAGAGAAACUCCCAGAACCAAUCAAGUGAAUAAAGUUGUACCCUCAAAACCAAAAGUACCAACAUCCACAUCCUUAACAAAAAGUUUACCGCCUCGUGUAUCGCGGAUUGGAGGCACGAAUGGUGCUGAUCGCUCGUGA